CAGUGGAGACGGCAGCAAGAUGGCGAUUCUGGGCAGGCAGUAUGGGCUUAUUUUGCCAAAGAAAACACAGCAGUUGCACCCUGUUUUGCAAAAACCAUCAGUGUUUGGGAAUGAUUCUGAUGAUGAUGACGAGAGGGAUUUUAAUGCGGAGAAUUGACUUCUGUGAGUGAGAGCCUUCAGAGGGAAGCUGCUAAGAAGCAAGUAAUGAAGCAGACCAAACUGGAAAUCCAGAAGGCCCUUGCAGAAGAUGCCACUGUGUAUGAAUAUGAUAGUAUUUACAAUGAAAUGCAGAAAAAAAAGGAAGAAAGUAAUCCUAAAUUACUCCUGGGAAAAGACCGAAAGCCCAAGUAUAUUCACAACUUACUAAAAGCAGUUGAGAUCAGGAAAAAGGAGCAGGAAAAAAGAAUGGAAAAGAAAAUUCAGAGAGAGCGAGAAAUGGAAAAGGGAGAAUUUGAUGAUAAAGAGUCAUUUGUGACAUCUGCUUAUAAGAAAAAACUGCAGGAGAGAGCUGAAGAGGAAGAACGAGAAAAGAGGGCUGCUGCACUUGAAGCACAUUUGGAUGUAACUAAGCAGAAAGAUCUCAGUGGAUUUUACAGGCACCUAUUAAAUCAAGCAGUUGGUGAAGAAGAAGUACCUAAAUGCAGCUUUCGUGAAGCCAGGUCUGGAAUAAAGGAAGAGAAAUCAAGAGGUUACCCAGAUGAAGUGAGUUCAGAGAACAGAAUACCACAUGAGAAAUGUGUUCUCCAAACUGGUAUGAAAGUAGAGGAAAACCCAGAUGCAGACAGUGAUUUUGAUGCUAAGAGCAGCGAGGACGAUGAAAUGGAAGAAAAUAAUAAAGUGAACUGCAGAAGGGAAAAAAGUACAGAGACCUCCCAAAGUGACCCCAAGCAUCACAGGAAUCAAACCCACUCACGGUCAUCUAGUGAAGAAAGAGGACAUAAUGCCAAACGCCACACAAAAAGUUCCAAGUCAAAAGGACAUGAGAAAAGGGAAGAUAAGUUCCAAGAGAGACAAUCCAGGGACCAGGAGAGGUAUUACACUGACCAUGAUUACCUAAAAGAAAAGAAAGAUUUUCAUAAGCAUAGCGAGGCCAAUCAUAGACAAUUUCACUGGAUGAGGCAUGAACAAGAAGUUAAACCAAGAGGAAGAGACCAAAGAGAAAGAGAAAGAAAUGACAGAGAGUGGAAAAGGGAGAAAGAUAGGGAGAAAUAUCCCCCAAGAGAACAAGAAAGAGAUAGACCAAAUGACCAUGACCGACACAGUGAAAAAGGAGGAGAAAAGGAAGAGAAAAACAAAGAAAAAGAAGAGCAUAUGAAAGUUAGGAAGGAAAGAUAUGAGAACAAUGAUAAAUACAAAGACAGGGAAAAACGAGAAGUAAGUGUUCAGUCUUCAGAAAGAAAUCUGGAAAGAAAGGAAAGCAGCCCAAGUUCUAGAGCAAAGGAUAGGUUGUUUGACCAUGAAAAAUCCAACAAAAUGAGAAACAUGGAAAAAGACAAAGAAAGAAACCAAGAGAAACCCUCUAGCUCUGAAACAUCAUUGGCAGCAAAACCCAGAAUCACAGAGAAAAGGCUAGAGAAGGGCGAAGAACAAGAGAGUCUACCUGGGGCAGUGAGCAAGUUUGCAAAGCGGAGCAAUGAAGAAACUGUGAUGUCUGCUAGAGACAGGUACUUGGCCAGGCAAAUGGCAUGGGUUAAUGCAAAGACCUAUAUUGAGAAAGAAGAUGAUUGAUGACUGCAUCAAUAGAUCUAUGGAAGCACAGAAAAUUAUUACUCCUGGAACAUGCUGUAUAAAAGAAAAAAGUGUGUUAACAAUGGUUUGGGAGGAUAUUUUAAAAAUAUAUUCCAAAAUUGAUUUUUGGUUUGGGUUUAAAUCAAAAGACAGUCCUUUUACCUUGAAUGUUUGAAUUUAUAUAAUCUUAUUUACUUAGUACCACAUUUUUGGUUAUAUUCAAGUAACCGUAAGAGUGUACUAAAUGACUGUAGGUACUUAAUGAGGACAAUUGGCUCUAGUACAACCAGUAAAAAAUGAUUUAAACAACUACCCUAAUAAUGUUGAUUUUGAUGCAGGAGCUGUUUUG
Messenger RNA from Choloepus didactylus (southern two-toed sloth), 2077 nucleotides. Its product is annotated as nuclear speckle splicing regulatory protein 1-like. The record is from RefSeq and is a predicted model, not a curated record. Gene Ontology annotation, biological process: regulation of alternative mRNA splicing, via spliceosome. Lineage: Eukaryota; Metazoa; Chordata; Mammalia; Pilosa; Megalonychidae.